Amyelois transitella is the source of this 1575-nucleotide messenger RNA. RefSeq lists its product as uncharacterized. Lineage: Eukaryota; Metazoa; Arthropoda; Insecta; Lepidoptera; Pyralidae. Bases 186 to 1556 code for a protein of 456 amino acids. The record is from RefSeq and is a predicted model, not a curated record. The transcript is spliced from 10 exons.
CUGCGACGGACGGACCUGUCGAACGCGCGCGCAAAAACUCGCACAAAAUAAACACGCGACUUAAAACAUGCAUCCAUAAAUAAAUAGUGAAAUAAACAGUGGUGUUUCAGUGACGGUGUUAGCUCAAGUACUAGAAAAUUCUGGGUCUACGCAUCUGGCUCAUCCCUAGUUCUGUAGGCGGGGCGAUGUUAAGCGCGGCUGCGGCGGUGCUGGCGUGCCUCUGCUUGGCGCGCACCUCGCUCGCCGAGGCCCACAGUCUAAGGACCUCCUACUCCCAAUCCACUCACACUUCCAAGGAUCUGACUAGCAUCCUUGCAAAUAUCGAAGAGCGCCUGCGGGUCCUGGACACCAUCAGCGCUGUACAAGCGAAGCAGGCUCGCCGGCUUGACCUCAUCCAGGAUAAACUUGAUCGGCUAGAGUCCUCGUUCUUUAUGAAGCAAGAGAGAGCUCAAUUGGCGGCCGAGAGAUUAGAGCAUCGACUUCACAUGCUGCAAAUUACUGUACAAACAUCUAUCAAGGACAGCAAUCAGAGGAUAGAGAAAAGCCAGAUGAGAGUGGCAGAGGUCGCGCAGAAUUUGACCAGUCAGAUUGACUUGCACAGGCGUUUACUAGACAAGGUAAACGGCGCAUACGCAGACACUUGGCAUCGCGGGUUAGUUCUGGAAUCCCUGAUGCGAGACGGGCUGUCCCUGGUGAACGCGACCAGGAGAGAACUGGCAGACGGCGUCAGAACCCUGGCCAGGCGGCAGCGAGACGCCAGGCUGAACACGGCCGAUCUCGAAACGGUGUUUGUUAGAAGACUCAAUGAGAAGACCAACAAAAUUGACACCAAGAUACAAGAAGUUUUGGACACACAAAAGAGAUUCGUCGACUCUUGCCAACGCGUCCAACUUGACGACCCCACCCACGUGGCUGAUGUGCUGGAUAAACUGAUCGAUUCUCUCAUAAACAAGACUGCAUCCACAUUCCACGAAUUACAAAACAUACAAAUCACGAUGCGCAAUCACAACAGCAAAGUUAUGAAACUGCUCAACACGGGAAGGACCACACAAAACGAUGCUACCUGCCGGCGUCUGGAAAGCGUAUUCCGUAAUGCUUCACAAACAACUAUGAAAGAGAUAGAGCUACAACAACUGACAGAGAAGUUUGUCGACUUGACCAAUCGUGCGGAUUCAGCGCUGCAGAAACUGGAGCGAAGGAUGAGUGAUGACGAAGUGCCGGCGCAGUCGUCGGAAGUAACUGCAGCGGCUGAUAGACUGCUGCUUAAGCUGAAAGGGAUCAAAACUGAAAAAGACGGUUCCGAUGAAGACCCAGACUGGGGCGAUGAAGAACAAGACGAUUUUUACGAUGACGGCGGCGGUGGCGACAUCAUGGACGAAGACAAGGAACUGCUCGGCAGGUUCGCGGUCAAGGGUAGAAUAACCGAUGCUUCCGUAGACAAGGGUCUACAGGAGAAGGUGGCCGAGAGACUGACCAGCGCAACGGCCAGGCCCCACCGAAGACAUCUACACAAACACCCGUACGAUAGGGGUCCCGAAUGGAAGGACGCCGCUUAGAUGUAGUUAAUAUAAUUUG